This is a messenger RNA of Aspergillus luchuensis, 1182 nucleotides long. RefSeq lists its product as uncharacterized. Gene Ontology annotation, biological process: protein phosphorylation; regulation of mRNA processing; spliceosomal complex assembly. The transcript has 4 exons. The record is from RefSeq and is a predicted model, not a curated record. NCBI's taxonomy places the organism in Eukaryota, Fungi, Ascomycota, Eurotiomycetes, Eurotiales, Aspergillaceae. The coding region runs from base 1 to 1182 and encodes 393 amino acids. Gene Ontology annotation, molecular function: ATP binding; protein kinase activity.
AUGCGCCGCUUCGAAAGAAUCUACGAUGUGGUAGAGCCUUUUGAAGAAUAUCGUCAAGGGGGAUACCAUCCUGUGCAUCUUCACGAUGUGCUCCUCCAUAGAUACGAAGUUAUUGGGAAGAUAGCAUAUGGCCAAUACUCGACGGUGUGGCUUGCAAAGGACCAACUAAAAAAUUCACAACAAGUGGUACUGAAAAUACUAAAAGCAGAAGCAUCCCAAGACAACAACAGGGAGCUUUCAAUCCUUCUUACCCUCUCAGAUUCCAAUAUAGAUCAUCCUGGAAAGAAACAAAUAGUUGAACUACUCGAUCAUUUCUACACCAAAGGACCGAACGGAACUCACUUGUGCCUUGUUUUCCCUACGACGAUAUCUGACGGGGCAGCAUUGACGGUCAGUGGAAGUCCGCGUGAAGUCAGCUACAUACGGGCUAUUUCUCGUCAGCUUUUGCUGGGACUUGACUUCCUACAUCAGUCAGGCAUUGUACACUGUGAUCUUCAACCGGCAAAUAUCCUGUUUUCAAUGGCUGGGGGUACAGACAUGGAGGCGUUAUUACAGCCUCCUGAGUUCAGUCCCGUGAAGUGGUUGGGAGGAGUUACUGUAGAUGACAGCGCUCCUGAGUAUCUGGUGCCUAGCCAAAAGCGAAGAGGCCAGUUGAGUGAUGCACAUUUCCCAACACUGGAGGUCAGGAUUGGGGAUUUUGGCGGAGGUAAGAUACGCAUGUCUGUAUCGAAUUUUGUCUGGACAGCUUCACUGAGGCUUACACUAGCUCAAUAUGUUCAAUACUGUGAUGAAAAACCAGUGACACCUUUGGGCUUGCGCGCACCUGAGCUGUUUAGGAAGACCCGGGAUACUUCAAUUGAUACUACGCUGGACAUCUGGGCAUUGGGAUGUUUGAUAUUCGCACUAGCGACGAAUGAGCCACUGUUCCCUCUGGACACGUUCGGCAUCACACGAGAGGAGAUAGACAAUGACCACGGUAUUCUCAUUGAGAAACGACUCGGUUCGAACAACCAGGACGGGGACUUCGCAGAAUACCUACGCGAACGGUUACCUGAGAAUUUUGGUGCUAAGAAUGCGGAGAGCCUCGCCUCGUUCCUUCUACUUAUGUUGCAAAUAGACCCUCGCGAACGUUUAUCAGCAGAACAGCUACUUCAGACACCCUUUAUGACGGAUGAUUGCUGA